AUGAAACGCACAAUCCAAACCUGCAAAUUCAGCUUCAAGCCCGCAGUCGACAGGGGUCUACAAAUCCUCCUCAUGCCUUUGGCCCAAGAAAGCAGCGACGAGCCUAUGGAUACCGGCUCCGAAGUCUCUGAAAUAAAAUCAAUGUUCGGCGAUCUCGUCGACGAACACCGCAUCGCCGACGUAUACCCCUACUGGCACACCAACUGCGGCCGCUUCGACACCGACCCAGCAACAAUGAUCGAUCGCGCCCGAAUGCUACGCCUCUAUAUCCGCGACCGGGAAGAGAAGAAUGUGGUGCUGGUUAGCCAUGGUACUUUUGCUCACGCCAUCACGGGCAAUUUUUCGGAGGAGGGUGAGCAAUUGACUAGGAUGUGGGAGAAUGCGGAGUGUAGGACUUAUACGUUCAGUGAUGGGCCUGGGGCGGAGAUUAUUGAGACUGAAGAGAGUAAGAAGAGGAGGCCGAGUUUGGAGGUUUCUUCGGGAGAGGAGGAGGAGGAGUGA
Messenger RNA from Aureobasidium vineae, 501 nucleotides. The record is from the annotation of a GenBank genome assembly. Lineage: Eukaryota; Fungi; Ascomycota; Dothideomycetes; Dothideales; Saccotheciaceae.